AUGGCCCUGCUGGGGCCUUCGGCUGACGCGGUACGACAGCUCAUCAAUAUAUGCGAGGAAUAUGCCGAGCAGCAUGGUCUAAAAUACAACACGGCCAAAAGUGAGCUUCUUAUUUUCAGAGCUCGUAAGUAUAACCCGUCUACGGAGCCGAAGAUCAUGUUGUGCGGCGCACCCCUAAAAGUUGUAGAUCGCUUCAAGUAUCUGGGGCAUAUGCUCACAAACGAGUUGAAUGAUGAUCAGGAUCUGGAAAGGGAGAGAAGAGCGACGGCAGUGAGAGGCAACAUGCUCGCCCGCAGGUUCGCACGGUGUAAUAAAUCAGUUAAAUUGACGCUCUUUAGAGCUUACUGUCAGACAUUCUACACGUGCAGCCUGUGGGUGAAGUUUACACAACGAGCCUAUAACGCAUUGCGCGUUCAAUAUAAUAACAUCUUGAGGAUGCUGUUGCGGCUGCCGAAGCACUGCAGUGCGUCCGGCAUGUUCGCUGAGGCGCGAGUAGAUGACUUUUUCGCCAUUAGGCGGAAAAGAAUCGCCUCCAUGCUGAGACGGGUGCGCGGCAGCAGCAACAGUCUUCUCAGGGUGUUGGCCGAGCGCCUCGACUGCCCGGUUACAAAGUUUUGGGUGGAGGUGGCAAUUGGGAGAGCUAAAUAG
Messenger RNA from Cydia amplana, 648 nucleotides. RefSeq lists its product as uncharacterized. The transcript has a single exon. The record is from RefSeq and is a predicted model, not a curated record. The coding region runs from base 1 to 648 and encodes 215 amino acids. NCBI's taxonomy places the organism in Eukaryota, Metazoa, Arthropoda, Insecta, Lepidoptera, Tortricidae.